This is a messenger RNA of Rotaria sp. Silwood1, 3762 nucleotides long. NCBI's taxonomy places the organism in Eukaryota, Metazoa, Rotifera, Eurotatoria, Philodinida, Philodinidae. The record is from the annotation of a GenBank genome assembly.
AUGGCUAAUAUUGCCGAACAGCUUCAACAAGCAGUCAAUAAAGGUCUUUCUCAUAAAGAACUUAUUGACAAGUUCAAAUCGAUUCUCGAUGAAAUCAUUAAAGAUCCAAAACAACCACAAACAGUAGAUUAUCUAAAAAAAUUCCUUGAUGCAGUCGUGGAUGAUAAAAUUGUUCUUGUUGCAUCACGUCAAUUAUUAACGGAUUUAUGUACAUCCUAUUUAACUCGUUUGUCAUCGGAACAAGCAAAAGAAGUUGCAUUAUAUGCACUUGAACGUAUUGCUGCUCGAGCUAUUUCAUUUGAAGAUCAAGUUGGACUCUAUAGAAAUUUUCUUGCUGAUAUUUAUGAACGUGAAGAAAACUGGCGUGAAGCAGCUAAAGUUCUUUGUGGUGCACCAUUAGAAUCAGCUCAAAAACCUUUAUCAUCAGAUUAUAAGUUAAAAACUUAUUUACGUAUUGCUCGACUCUAUCUCGAAGAUGAUGAUCCAGUUCAAGCAGAAGUUUUUAUCAAUCGAGCAUCACUAUUACAGAAUGAAACACGAGAUGAAGAAUUACAAAUUCUUUACCGAGCAUGUUAUGCUCGAAUUCUUGAUUAUAAACGAAAAUUUGUUGAAGCUGCACAACGUUACAAUGAAUUAUCACUUAAAUCAAUUGUUAGCGGUGACGAACGUAUGAAAGCUUUAGAUAAUGCAUUAAUUUGUGCUAUAUUGGCACCGGCUGGUCCACAUCGGUCGAGAAUGUUAGGUACAUUAUUUAAAGAUGAACGAUCUCAACGAUCACCUGCCCAUUCAAUGUUAAAUAAAAUGUAUUUAGAACGAAUUAUAAGUCCACAUGAUGCAAAACAAUUUGAAAGUCUUCUAAGUGAACAUCAAAAAGCAACAACACCUGAUGGUUAUACAAUUCUUCAACGAGCAGUUAUUGAACAUAAUCUUGUUGCAGUAAGCAAAAUAUAUACAAAUAUAACAUUUGCUGAAUUAGGUGGUCUUCUUGGAAUUCCGAGUGAAAAAUCAGAAAAAAUUGCAUCACAAAUGAUAUCUGAAGGUCGUCUAAGUGGUUUCGUUGAUCAAAUCGAAUCUGUUCUUCAUUUUCAAGCUAGUGAACAACUUGCACAAUGGGAUCGUCGUAUUGAAUCAUUUUGUGUGCAAGUUAAUCAAGUUCUUGAUAAAAUUCAAGCUGUUCAUCCCGAUUGGUGCCAAAAAACGAUGGCAUUAGUUGAAGCAAAAAUCAAUGCAGCAACAAAUGAUGAUGAUGAUACACCUAUAGCUGAAACAAAUACAACAACUGUUAAACCAAUGGAUAUCAAUAAUAAUCAUACUACUAAUAAUGAUAAUAAUCGACGUAGUGUAACAGUGUCUAUAACCGAUGAUAAGCAUCAAUAUCAACCACUUAGUCGUCGAUCGGAGCGUAUUCAACCACCGAUGAAUACAACAACACUAGUACAAUAUACUUCCAAUCCUUCCCUUAGUGAUCAACAAGAACAAAAUCGUCAGCAUCAUCAUCACCAUCAUCAUCAACAAACAACAAAUGAUGAAGAAGCAUCAACAUAUUCAUUUCGAAAUGUAACAAAAAAAUUACAACAUGCUAAAUCAUCUGGUGAACUUUAUCAACCAUCAGCUCCAUUACCACUUCCACCAAUGACAAAAAUAAAUAAUGAUGAAAAUGAAAUAAAAUAUCAACCUCAACAUUCAUCUGAAUCACCACAAUCAUCUACAUCAAUUAGAACUCGAGCAGCAACAACAACAGUUGUACCUAUAUUAACACAUCCAACAAUAAAUACAUCAGAUGAAACAUUUAAUUCAAUAUCAACAUCAUCAUCAAAUAAAAUUCCAUUAUGGAAACGAUUUAAAAAAAUUAUUGCACCAAAUAAACGAAGCAAAGAAAAUUCAUCAAUUAAAGUGCCAACAUUACAAUUUAAUGAAUUAUCAACAAACGAAAUAAAUCGAACAGUUACUGAUGGUGUUAUUAAUAAUAACAAUAAUCUUUUACAAAAUCCACUAAAAUUAAGUGAAUUACGAACAUGGCUUUUUUCAAAAUCUUUUCCAGAACAACGUAUUCGUGAUGAAUAUGAAAAAUUACCUACAGAACCUCUUCAUUCUAAAACAUUUGCAUUUCGACCAGAAAAUAAAUUAAAAAAUCGAUUCAAUGCUAUUGAACCAUAUGAUCAUUCUCGAGUUGUACUUAAAACAUUAUCAAAUGACCCAUCAAGCGAUUAUAUCAAUGCAUCCUAUAUAGAUGGAUAUCGAGCAAGCAAAUUAUAUAUAGCUGCCCAAGCACCAACUGAUACAACUUUAUAUGAUUUUUAUCGUAUGAUUUGGCAAUUACGUAUACAAACAAUUAUUAUGGUUACUCGUCUAUUUGAAGAUGGAAAACAUAAAUGUAUUCAAUAUUGGCCAGAUGAAGGUGAAAAACGUGUUAAUGAUUUUAAAAUUCGUAUUGAUAAUGAAGAAAAAUAUGCUGAUUAUACAAUACGUAAAUUGAUUAUAUAUAAUCAAUCAGAGCCUUCAGACGUGUUACAAGUUAAACAGUAUCAUUUUUUAUCAUGGCCAGAUCAUGGUUGUUUAUCGUUAUGUACACCUUUACUAGAUUUUCGACAGCGUUUUCGUGCUGAUUAUAAACCAACAAAUCCCAUAUUGGUUCAUUGCAGUGCUGGUGUUGGUCGGUCAGGUACAUUUAUUGCUCUAGAUUCUUUAUUAGAAAGAGCUAAAUAUCAAGAUACUAUUGAUGUACUUGAAUUUACUUAUCGAAUGAGACAAAAUCGAGUAUAUAUGAUACAAACAGCAGAUCAAUAUGUAUUUCUUUAUCGUACAUUAAUUGAAGGAAUUUUAACUAUGGAUGCAAGUAUAUCCUUACAAGAAUUUAUGACAACAAGAAAAUUACAUAUGGAUGCUAAAAGUCAAUAUAAACUUUUGGAACAAUUACAAUCAACAGUUGAAUUUUCAUAUCAAGGUGCACUUGAUCCAGCUAAUGUACAUAAAAAUCGAGUUGAAACAAUUCUUGCUCCUGACAAUAGUCGACCAUAUCUAAUGACACAAGUUGAAAAAACAACCGAUUAUAUCAAUGCUGUAUUUGUUAAUUCCUAUCGACAAACACCCAAUUAUAUUGUUACACAAUAUCCAUUAUCUCAUACAUGCAUUGAUUUCUGGCGUCUUGUAUAUGAUCAUAAUGUGUCAAUAAUAAUGUUAUUGGAACCUAUAUUGCGUGAUUCAAAAACUAUUUAUUAUUGGCCUACAGGUGUUGGACACGUAAUAUCUUAUGGACCAUUUGACAUAGUUAUGAUGUCCCAAAAAGAAGAUGAACAAUUAAUUGAACGAGUUUUUGAAUUGAAAUAUAUAAAUAAAAAUACAUUUGCUACUGAUCGAACAAGAACAAUACGUCAAUUUCAAAUAAAAGAUAAUUCAUAUUUAUUAAUUAUUGUAAAACGUUUUUUAAAAGAAAUGCGUACAUUUAAUGGACAAAAUGUUAUUCUUCAAUGUUUAAAUGGUGCAACAUGGUCAGGCUAUUUUGCUGCUCUAUGUAAUUCAAUUGAUAAAAUGCAAACCGAACAAAUUGUUGAUCCAUUUAAAAUUGUUCGUCUUCUUCGUUUUACUCGGCCACAAUUUAUUGAUCAAGAUCAAUAUGAAAAUUUAUUUGUAUCCAUACGUGAUUAUGUACAGCAGUACAUGAGUGCAACAUUAACACAUCGUCCUUCUGAAAAUUCUUUCUAUGUAGAACCGUCUGGAGAACAUCAAUCCACUACAACUAAUCGAGUUAUACAACGAUUAUAA